CAAACUCCACACUGAAACGGCAAUUGGCCCAGUUAAGCUUUUAUUUCAUAAAUUAAUCUAAUCUAAUUUUACUUUAAAUGCCAAAAAAAACCUUGUGGAAGCUUCUUUUCUGUCUGUGCUCGAUCAUGCUGAUAUAUUACACGUGUGCUGCAUCUUCUGAUCUAAGACUUGAUUCCCUAAACAAUGCUUCACUACAUGUUAACACAAAUGCAAAAUCCCCUGCUCAUCAUUGCAUUCUGCUUGAGAUAUGAGGGCUGGACAUCACUACACUACAGAACUGGUAGUUUUAUUCGUUAGCUAAACGUUCAGCUAAUGUUCACACUAUUCUUUGUGUUCGUUUUCUUAUUGAGCACCUUUGACCUGAAACUAUUUGAAACAGAUUUAACACUAAUGAAACGGUGUCUUUCAGUGAAUUUAAAGGCAGUAAAAGAGGCUGACAGCGGAUGAACAGCACUUUUCUAGGGAAAUGUGAAGUUACAGGAAAUAUAAUAAUCAGCACAUUCAUCGCAGUUUUUCACACAUGAUUUGGUCUGAUUGCAAAAGAAAAUGUGGGUUAGAGGUUUAUGGGUUUGUUUAUCUGUUAAAUUAUGAAUGGCAUGAGCAGUGAAUGUGUGUGAGUGUGUGUGUGUGUGUGUGUGUGUGCAUGCGUGUUAAUGAGGGUGUGUCCCAGAAGGGCAAGUUUAGGUGUCAGAGAUGUGGUAUUGCUGGUUUUGUCCUACACACUCACGCACACACACACACACAUGCUCAAAUACAACAGUGAGCAGCUGAUGAAGGAUUAAUCCGUGGAACUGAAGUGUGUGUGCAUCAUCGUGGGACAUUUUUACACUCAGAAAUGGAGUAAUGAAUGAGUGAUGGACAUGUUCAGUCAGAGGAUUAUUAUUAUUAAUUAUUGAUCUGCAUUGAUUGAGAAUGUUCUAUAUGGAGAUGAAGCCUCGAGAGGAGAAAGUGGUGCGUUUGGUUCGAUCUAAACUCGUCCUGAAUGGAAAAAUUCGUCGACCGAUGCGUUUUCGUCGAGAUGAGAAAAACUUAACCAGACAAACUCAAACUCACAGCAAUACCAGGGACUGCAGCUUCUCCGCGAUGAAUGUAGAGUCCCGGACGGACCCUCGGGACCCACAGCCGGACUCUCCAGAGCCCUCGACCGCAUCACAGACACACACACACGCACAGAGCCUGAGUCUGGAGUCUUUCUGGACUGAAGUGGAGACGAUCAGGAGCGACUGUGAGCCGGAGAGCAGCAGACGAGACUCACGACAGUCUGAAGACGGGGAGCAGGAGGAGCUGUGGCUGCAGGAUGCUGGUUUGUCUCUAGUCAGCGGUGAAGAAGACGUGGAUAAAGCCGUGCUGUUUUCGACUCUCACUAAAACUCAAGCAGCGGCGGUUCAGAGACGCAUCGACUCCUACACCUGCUCACUGCGCAAGAGGAACAAAACACCACCGAGACACGUUCGAGACGUCUUCACCUCCGCCAUCACUCAGUCAGCAGAUUCUGAGACGUACAACAGCGAAUCUGACACACUCAGAAACAUGGAGAGUGUGACAAAGACACAACGAUCAGCUGUCAGUGGUCAGGACACUCAGGGGCUGCAGAUGGAGGAGAUCUUCAUCACAGAUGUGGCGUAUUGUGAACAAGCGGCCAUUAUUCUGAAACAAGCAAAACUCCCACAGAAGAACAGCAGCAGCAGCAGGAGAGACGACGGCUCACUGCCGCGGGUCAUCUGUCCGCAGUGCCGUUUGGGAGUGACGCGGGUGCAGGAUCUCUCUCAGCAGGACAUGAAGAAGGUUCGUCAGCUGGCUCUGAUCGACAUGACGGCACUCUGUGACCUGCUGGGGCUCGAGGUCAAACGACACAAAACCUGCAAGAGGAAAAUCCCCGAGAGCUGUUUGUUUGGUGUUCCUCUUGCCUCAUUGGUGGAGAGCGAUCAGAAGAACAAACCCCACACUCAGAUCCCGCUCUUCCUGCAAACGCUUCUGUCAUUCCUGGAAAAGAAGGGUCUGGAUUCUGAGGGGAUUCUGCGAGUUCCAGGCUCUCAGUCCAGAAUCAAAGUUCUGCAGCAGCAGUUGGAGAACUCCUUCUACAGCGGAUCUUUCAGCUGGGAGGAGGUCAGCGCGAAUGAUGCUGCGGCGCUGCUGAAGAAGUUCAUCCGAGAGCUCCCGGCGCCGCUGCUGACCGCUGAACACCUCAACACAUUCAGCGCUGUCAGAGAUAUCGCAGACCUGAAGCAGAAGCUGCACAUGUUGAAUCUACUUGUUUUGCUGCUGCCAGAACCCAACAGAAACACACUGAAGGCGCUGCUGGAGUUUCUCAGUAAGGUGGUUUGCUGUGAGCGCCGGAACCGCAUGAAUCUGUGGGCCGUUUCCACCAUUAUGGCUCCAAACCUCUUUUUGCACAAAGCAGUUCCCAGUAAACUGGCGGCGGACGGCCCAGAGAAGGGCCCGGCAGAGCGGGCCACUGACGUUCCUAAUUUCCUGCUGAGUCAGGUGAGGAAGCUGAACGAGAACAGCAGCCGCCGAUAUCAGUUCUACGACAAACGCAUUAAACAGCUGCUCAGGAAAAUCCACACGGACAGCAGAGACAAACCCGACAAAAACGCUGGAGAGAUGGAGUUUCGUCUCAGCAUUAAUUCUCGUGCCUCAGAUCUGAUGUCUCAGUUUCAUAAAGAGCUUCACGCCUCUGACAACGGCAGGGGGCUCCUGAAACGAAAUGGUUCAACAACCUACCCAGACUGUGCCAUUUACGAAGUGGGUGGGAAUAUCGGUGAACACUGUCUGGAUCCAGAGACUCAUUUGUUUGACCUGUACAAUAAUAACCCAAGCGGUGAAUGGGUCAUUAAGCUGCGGCAGUCAUCCAGCAGAGGGCAGUAAAGACCCUCAGCAGAGCCCCCAGAGACGACAGGAAUGAAUAAAAGCAAGCGAGCGAGCUCUGGCGCUGUUCUUCAGGUAUGAUCUGCUGAACACAGAAGCUGAGAAAGGGUUCUCUUCACCGUUACUGAUGUCAUGAAGCUGGACUUCUGCGUUUGUUUAUCUGGACACUCGUGUUGUUGUUGUUGUUUGUUUGUUGUUGUGCUUGAGAUGUGAUGCAGGUUUUGCAGUUGUGGGUUGGAUUAUUUAUUACGGCAGUGUUGUUGAAUGUGUUGUACAGAUUGUGUGCCUCGCAGUAUUACACACACACACUUGAUGGUUCCUCAGAAACUGCAGGACGUCCUCUGGACAUUAAAGCUGAAUGUGUGUGUUUAAACGAUUACCUACAUUAAAAUGAUCUUGUACUACAUUAAAGCACCUUCAUCCUGCUCUU
Danio rerio (zebrafish) is the source of this 3298-nucleotide messenger RNA. Lineage: Eukaryota; Metazoa; Chordata; Actinopteri; Cypriniformes; Danionidae. The record is from RefSeq and is a predicted model, not a curated record.